This is a messenger RNA of Dentiscutata erythropus, 168 nucleotides long. The record is from the annotation of a GenBank genome assembly. NCBI's taxonomy places the organism in Eukaryota, Fungi, Glomeromycota, Glomeromycetes, Diversisporales, Gigasporaceae.
AUGUCGGAUUUUGCGGAACUAAUCGAAAAGGAAAGGAUAAACUGUUAUGAUUGCAGCGAAUUUAGUGAACCUGAAAAAAUCGCUGAUGGUGUAUGCAAGCUAGAGUGGAGAAACUUUAGGAUGACAGUUGCUCGGAAAAGCAUAAAAAUUAAUUUAAAUAAAAAGGAG